CACUCUUCCAACAGGACACAGAAAGGUGUGGGUAUGACCACUCAGAGUGAGGAGAACUGGAGAGCCCCUGGCGGGGAGAUCUCGAGGGGGCAUCCUGGGGUUCUAUGCCCUCACAGAAUCCUGCAAAGGCUGGACCCUGGAGAACCAGGCCUGGAGCAAGAUGACUACCUGGCUCCUGAUCUGCACCUUCACGGGCUCCUGGACUGGUGCCCACAUCUCUGUUGAAGGAGGGUCAAGCCCUGGAGCCUUCAGCUGCUUCAACAACAAUGUCCUCAGGAUAGACUGCUGGUGGGCUGCUCCCAACCGGGCUCAGAAUUCUGGCCCCUGGCUCCUCUUCACCAACAACCACAAGCCGGCCAGCCAGCACCGAUGCAUUUUCCAGGCCGGUGUCUGCACAGUGGAGCUGCCACCUGAGGAGGUGCUCGUGCCUUCUGACAACUUCACCAUCACUUUCCACCACUACGUGUCUGGGAAGGAGCAGGUUAUCCUCCUGUUUCCACAGUAUCUGCCCCGGAAAUAUGUGAAGCUGGACCCUCCUUCCGACCUGCAGAGUAAUGUCAGCUCUGACCACUGUGUCCUGACCUGGACUAUCAGUCCUGCCUUGGAGCCAUUCAGUCCCCUUCUCAGCUAUGAGCUGGCCUUCAAGAGGAAGGAAGAAGCCUGGGAGCGGGCUAGGCAGAAGGAUCGCAUUGUUGGAGUCUCCUGGAUCAUCCUUGAGGCCAUUGAGCUGAAACCUGGUUCUACUUAUGAGGCCAGGCUGCGUGUCCAGAUGGAGGCUGAGAUGGAGGAAGAGGAGCACUACGAGGGCCAGUGGAGCGAAUGGAGCCAACCCGUGUGCUUCCCCUCUCCCCAGAGGCCAGGUUCCCUGAUACCACCUUUGGGCCAGUCCAACAGCAUCCUUGUCUCUGUGUCCGUCUUGCUCCUGCUCACCAGCCUGACCUACUUUCUGUUUAAGCUGAGACCCAGGGUGAAGAGAACCUUCUGCCAGCAUGUGCCCUCUCCAGCGGCAUUCUUCCAACCUCUCUACAGUGUGCACAAUGGCAACUUCCAGACCUGGAUGGGAGCCCACAAAGCUGCCCUGAAGCCCAAGGAGGCCUGUGCCAGCAUCUCAUCAGGAGCCUCCGAGUCCAACACCCAGGAGGCCAUUGCAGUCCUCACAUGGGACCCGGCAGCACCCUGGAGAACACUGGGAGUAGAGGCGAGCAGAGGUGCUGGCCCCCCAGAGGAGGCACCGCUGGCAGCACAUACAGGGGCAGGUCCUCCUCUGGCAUACCUGCCGCAGGAGGACUGGGUCCCUGCCAGUCCCAACAGUCCAGUUUGUGAGGAGACAGGAGCCAGCAGCAGUGGCUACUGUGCCCUUAGUGGAUAUGGUAGGAACCACCCCUCAGGUCCCCCAGGCAUGUGGCAGAGCUCUGUGCCCAUCCUUGCCAGGGCCUGGGGCCUUCCCUGCGACCAGCCAAGCUGGGAUGCGCAGCAGGGAUGCCCCUGUGUGGGAGCCCGUCACGACCUGAGGCAAGGCCCUGGGAACCUCCACGAGGGCAGAGACAUUUUUCUCCACCUCUUGGCAGACAGCACACUUUGCCAUACUGAAAGCUCUGAAGUGCUGAGCUCUGGACAAAGAACAAGUUCUAGAGCUGACCCCUGACUGGACAGGACCUCCUGCCAAGGACACCCACAAAGUGGACACAUGCUCUUCUGAACAAAGACCAGAGCCCUGAGCUCUGAGUCUGCACUGUGGCUGGGGAAGGUGUGGAGCAUGGUGACAGACACGAGUGCAGAUUAAAACUGACCUUGCAAAGUAGCCCAGAAGCAAAGCCUGGAAAGAGGGAGUAUUUGGGCAAAGUUGGCAAGAACAGGGUG
Messenger RNA from Sorex araneus (European shrew), 1860 nucleotides. RefSeq names its product interleukin 9 receptor (gene IL9R). Gene Ontology annotation, biological process: immunoglobulin mediated immune response; cytokine-mediated signaling pathway. Gene Ontology annotation, molecular function: interleukin-9 binding; interleukin-9 receptor activity. The record is from RefSeq and is a predicted model, not a curated record. Gene Ontology annotation, cellular component: membrane; external side of plasma membrane. Bases 161 to 1645 code for a protein of 494 amino acids. NCBI's taxonomy places the organism in Eukaryota, Metazoa, Chordata, Mammalia, Eulipotyphla, Soricidae. The transcript is spliced from 8 exons.